CGUUUAGACAUACCACUAGCUGUUCCGUCUCCUUUAUACAAUAUCUAUAGUAUAAUCAAAUAUUUUAAUUAGUAUAUCUAAAUUAAGUUGAUCGAAAACGAGCAAUUCGCUGAGCUUGUGAAACGUCAUAAGGUACUUAUAACAUCGUACAAAUGAAAGAAUGAAAACUGAGUAUAAGUAGUACUGCAUCAGUAAAGAAUAUGUAUGAAACAGACAUUUUAGACAAAAAAUGUAUAAAUUGAUGAUUAAUUAGAAGAUUAUUUUUUAGUUAGUUGGUCAUCAAUUAGGUUAUUCAUUCUGAAUAAUUGUAAAAAUUUAUUUUCUUAACAAAGUUGAAGUUGAUAAUCGAAUUCAUAAUUAUAAUUUAUAAUUAAAUGAUUGAUAAUUAAAUAAUGAUCGAAACAGAAUUCCAUAAUAGUCAUGUAAUUCUUGCCACUGGUAGUUAUGAUCAUACUAUUAAAAUUUGGCAAGCACAUACAGGGAUUUGUCAACGUAAUUUACAACAUGCUGAUUCUCAAGUUAAUUCUCUGGCAAUCACUCCGAAUAAAAACAUAAUCGCAGCAGCUGGUUAUCAGCACAUCAGAAUGUAUGAUUUAAAUUCUAACAGUACUAAUCCAAUCAUCAAUUAUGAAGGAGUUUCAAAAAAUAUUAGUGGACUUGGAUUUCAAGAAGAUGGAAAAUGGAUGUUUACUAGUGGAGAAGAUUGUUCGGCAAGAAUAUGGGAUUUAAGAUCUAGUACGUUUCAGUGUCAAAGAAUAUUUCAAGUAUCAGCUCCAGUUAAUAGUGUUGUUCUGCAUCCCAAUCAGGUAGAAUUAAUAGUUGGUGAUCAAAGUGGAGUGAUUCAUUUAUGGGAUCUUCGAUCAGAUCGUAAUGAACAACUUAUUCCUGAAUCAGAAACAUCAAUUCAAAGUAUUUCUAUCAAUACUGAUGGAACGUACAUGGCAGCUGUCAAUAAUAAAGGCCAUUGUUUUAUCUGGACCUUAAAUGGAAUUGUUGCAGAUUCUACAAAGUUGAACCCUCGUCACAAACUAAAAGCUCAUAAAGAAUAUGCCCUCAAAUGUAAAUUUAGUCCAGAUUCAACACUUUUGGUAACUACUUCAGCUGAUCAAUGUGCUAAAAUUUGGAGAACAACCGACUUUUCAGAAAUCAAAAUUCUUCAACAUGACACUAAGCGAUGGGUUUGGGAUGUAGCUUUUAGUGCUGAUUCGCAAUAUUUAUUCACAGGUUCGUCUGAUGGUUAUGCUAGAUUAUGGAAUAUAACAUCUGGGAAUUUGAAACGAGAAUAUCAGGGCCAUCAAAAGGUUGUGUCUGCGCUGGCAUUCAAAGAUGAAUUACUUUGCGAUUUAUAAUCAAUUUAUCUGGAAUUCAAACACAAACACACACAUAUAUAUAUAAAUGUGUGUAUAGAAGAAUAGGAUAUAUAUAUCUCAACUUUGGCUAUAGAUACGUUAGUGAUAAAUCACUCAUCUGCUAACUUCGCUCCUAAUUUAGUAAUGAAUAAUACAACUUCAUUUGUCAAUUAUAUUAAAAAUUACAAAUUUAAUAUACAUUAUACUUAAACUACUGAAUAUUCGUCAACAGAAGUUUUUAUUUAUAUAUAAAAAAUCUAACAUAUAUAUCGACACAAUAAAUAAUGUUUAGUUCAAAAAUCUUUCAUAAAAGAUAAUUUCAUACUUAUUUAAAUUCAAUACGAUUUCGUUAAAUAUUGCAAUA
Phymastichus coffea is the source of this 1713-nucleotide messenger RNA. It is a transcript of the gene Lst8, whose product is annotated as target of rapamycin complex subunit lst8. Gene Ontology annotation, molecular function: protein binding. The record is from RefSeq and is a predicted model, not a curated record. Gene Ontology annotation, cellular component: TORC1 complex; TORC2 complex. NCBI's taxonomy places the organism in Eukaryota, Metazoa, Arthropoda, Insecta, Hymenoptera, Eulophidae. Gene Ontology annotation, biological process: TOR signaling; regulation of actin cytoskeleton organization. The coding region runs from base 393 to 1349 and encodes 318 amino acids. The transcript has 7 exons.